Molecule: messenger RNA, 621 nt
Organism: Gilbertella persicaria
Lineage: Eukaryota; Fungi; Mucoromycota; Mucoromycetes; Mucorales; Choanephoraceae
Exons: 1
Coding region: 159-521 (120 amino acids)
Source: RefSeq, a predicted model, not a curated record
AUUGUAUCGUCGUCAUUCUUACUUGUUCUAUCCCCAAACCUUAUUACAAUUUUUUUUCUUUCCAUGCGUGCGCCCGCCUUGUAUAAAAAUAAACAGGAAAAUCUUUUUCUUUUUUAACUCUCUCUUUCUCUUUCUCUUUCUCUUGUACUAUUUCAACCAUGGACCAAGUUCAUAUUCCCAUCCUAAGUGAAGACGAAAAGAUCUUUUUAAACACAACAGCAACAUUUAGUCAAGCAAGAAGAAUGUCAAACACAAUAGACCAUUCUGCCAGACCCAGUUUAGAAGAUAAUAUCUCACAUAGAAAUCGUCGCCACCAAGUGGCAUCUUCUGUUCCUUCAUUAUCGUUUCUAUGGAAACGAAGAGGUUCUUCUGUUUCUGCACACACUACUUCAUCUGCCGGUUCAGUUGAAUAUCGUAUAGAAGAAUCUCAAUCACCUAAAGCAAGAGAAUUAGAAUCGCUGAUAUUUGAUCAGCCACAAAGAACGGUUCGAAUGAGCCUCACACCACGUUGCGCAGUCUAAUUGUAUAUUCCUUUCUUGUCUUUUACCUUAAUGCUUUCUUUCUCUAUCUUUCUAUUAUAAACUGUAUAUAUCCAAAUAAAACCUCUUACUCUGUCAAAAA